This is a messenger RNA of Penicillium brevicompactum, 981 nucleotides long. RefSeq lists its product as uncharacterized. Lineage: Eukaryota; Fungi; Ascomycota; Eurotiomycetes; Eurotiales; Aspergillaceae. The record is from RefSeq and is a predicted model, not a curated record. The coding region runs from base 1 to 981 and encodes 326 amino acids. Gene Ontology annotation, molecular function: hydrolase activity. The transcript is spliced from 2 exons.
AUGAACCCUGUUACUCCUAGCUGUGGCAUAUUGGCGGGCACGGAUCUUGACGAUUCGCAUGAUGUCGGUCUUCUACCCAGGGGCACCUUCGACACCCACGUACAUGUCUUUGACCCAAGACUGGGCCCAUACGCAGCGCGCCGAGCAUACACCCCCGGCGACGCACCCUUGAGCGAACUUCUUUCCUUCAGCAGGAGUUUGUCCGCUGACAAUGAAUCGAGCACCCUUGUUUUGGUCCAGCCUUCCCCCUACAAGACAGAUUGUACGGUGAUGCUGAAGUCUCUGGGUGACCUAGCUAAGCAGGGGAAAAUGGCCCGAGGGAUUGCCGUUAUCGACGUCAACACUGUGACUGACCAGAUGCUGGAAGAGAUGCAUGGCCUCGGCGUCCGAGGUAUCAGACUGAACUUUCAGGCGGAUGAUAAAGGCAUCCAUAUACCGAGCCUGAUCGCGAUUCUGAACGAAUCGGCACGACGCAUUCAGCAUCUACCUGGUUGGAAAAUCCAGAUGUUUGUGCCUGGUUGGACAUGGGACGCAUUGCAUGAGCCUAUCCUUGCUCUUCCCGUCCCCGUGGUCGCUGAUCAUUUGGGGGGAAUGUCCGCGUCAUCGAAACUGCCAGAGGCACUCAAAUCAACACCAUUGGAGCAGCCGGGACUGAAGUCUCUCGUUUCUCUUGCUCAGGCUUCCCGCGUUGUGAUCAAAGUGUCUGGACUUUACAGGAUGUCUAACGACAAUUCCACAAACCUCGCAGACACACGGCCAAUUAUCGAACACUUCGCUCAUGAGGCUCCUAACCAGCUUAUUUGGGGCAGUGACUGGCCGCAUACCGGAGACGGCCACAAUCGAACGGCCAGCACUGUUCUCAUCAAGGAACCAUUUAGAUUGAUUGAUGAUCGUGGGAUAUUGGCGAACAUGCACGAUUGGGUCGACGAUGAAGUUUGGGACAAGAUGUUGAGACAAAACCCAAAGCGCCUUUUUCAUUAG